Molecule: messenger RNA, 1054 nt
Organism: Cinara cedri
Lineage: Eukaryota; Metazoa; Arthropoda; Insecta; Hemiptera; Aphididae
Source: the annotation of a GenBank genome assembly
AUGGACAUGAUCGAGGAAGUGCUGAAAGUAGCAAGGAUGGCAGGUGCCGGCCUGGUUCAAAACAGGAACCAGUGUGUGUUAAUAACCCUUGACGUGAGAAACGUCUUCAAUUCAGCGCCCUGGCGGCUGAUAGAUGCCACUCUACAGAGGUAUGCGGCCCCUGAAUAUCUGGUGAAGGUACUGAGGUCAUACAUGUGUUCUAGGGAACUGCUACUCAACGAUGGAGAGUGUCUACUAGUCAUUUAUGGCGUCCCACAAGGGUCAGUGUUGGGGCCUACGCUCUGGAACACCUUCUAUGAUGGAGUACUUCGGCUCCCGGAACGUGAAGGUGUCAAAUUGGUAGCCUUUGACGUUGCCGUCAUAGCCGUAGCAUACAACGCUCAGCUCAUUGAGCAGUUGGUCAACCCCACUAUCACAGACAUCGUAGAGUGGAUGUGCAAAAAAGGCCUUCAACUCGCUCCUGACAAGUUGGAGUGCGUAGUGCUGACCAAAAAAUGCCUAUCGGGACCCUGAACUGUACAUCCAAGGCUGCCGGGUACCUGUAAAGAAAUCAAUCAGGUACUUGGGCGUGCAACUCGACACGAGACUCUCUUUCAGGGAGCACGUGGCGAAGAUUGUGGCAGGCGCGAGGAAGGCAGCUGCAGCGCUGGGAAAACUGAUGCCAAACGUUGGCGGACCCACGCAGUGCAAAAGCAGCCUGCUGAUGAGUGUGGUACACAGCUUAUUGUUGUACUGCGCCCCGGUGUGGGCAGACAGUGUCCAACCUGUACAGAAGCAUAAGCAUCUUCUGCUGCAGACGCAGAAGUGCGCUGCCCUCAGAGUGGCAAGAUGCUAUAGGACAGUUUCUGACAUGGCAGCUCUGGUCUUCGCUAUAAUGCCGCCAGCUUUCAUACAAGCCACUGGCCGUAAGAGUGCCAAGAUGGCUAAGAAGUGGAGUGUCGCCCUCUCAAAGCGAGAAAUGAUAGAGGAGACGAUAGGGCAGUGGCAAUUGCUGUAUCGACCACAACCAAGGCGGCGUGGACGAAACGCCUCAUUCCAUUAUGUUGUAAUGUAA